AUGGUAAUUUGACAUCUGUUUUAUAUAUAUAACAUGCCUUGCAGCUCCCCCAGACCCCGCGCAGAGGUUGCCGUUUUGUUUUGUUUUGAUCCCCCUUCCUGCCUGCCUACUUUUUCUCUCUUUCCUCGCUGCAGCGACUGUUGUAGCGGGGUUUGCUUUUCUGCCGGCACAGGAAGGGGCUGGAAGUAGCUGGGGAAGAAGCAGGGCGGCGAGGGGUCGCAUGGGGCGCUGCGAUCGGAAAUCGACUUUUUCUUUGACUUUAUUAUUGGCCAGGGAAAGCCCCCUUCGCCUGGGGCGCCCAGUUGCUGAUCGGCGCCUGCAGAGGGAGAGAAACCUUUCGGGUCUCCGCCCACUCCUGCGCGCCCGACCGAAGUGGAGACUGUGUGCCCACCUACUCCCUGGACUCAGCCCCCAAGAGGGGAGCCAGCGAUUAACUCCGGAACAGCCGGGCACUCUAGGUAACUGUGGCGUGGGGCAGGACGGGGUCUCCGUCCCCUUUUCCUCCUGCUACGUUGCUGGGGAAUGUCAGAUCAGCUGACAAUGGGUAAAUGAUCUGAGAGCCAAACGAGAGAGUUGUUUUGUUUUGUUUUGUUUCCUGCGCACUUGUGUAGUCCUUUCCCACGUGUUCCUCAAAAGGGACGGAAGGCGGCCUAUGUAAAGGCGACCCUGCUUUAUGCUCGCGACAACCUUGUGAGGUAGGCGAGGCUGGGAUUGUGUGACCAGGCUGUGUUCACCUGCGUGGUGUUCCCCAUAUUUUCCCCAGUGAGACUCAAUGCCCUUGGUCAAGGCACAGUCUGACCCCUUCCUUUGGUGACCCUCGUAGAACUCUGGCCCAGUGGUUGCUAUUUAUUAAUUUGAUUUUGAAUUGAUUUAAGAAUAUUGCUUUUAAAAUGCUGUGUUACUUUUAUUGUUAGCUGCUCUGAGCCCGACUUCGGCUGGGGAGGGCGGGAUAUAAAUAAAAUAUUAUUUUUAUUCGAUCUGCAGUUUCUUAACCCUAACAAUCAGCCUAAUGCAGAUAUUUGUAUUUGAAGAUUACACACUCCAGCCGGGCAAAGACUCUCAAGGAGGUUACAAAGCAGAGCCUGCCAGAAGGGGGCAGGUAUGGCCUGCGGAGAGUCUUGAGGGGGUCCAGAAUUCCCCACUGCACCCCAAGAUCUAAGGUUCCCCAUCCCUGAAACAGGCCUUUAUAAAACACUCAGGUAUCUUGCUGGAAAGGAGCUUGGGAAGUUGCCUAAAUAUUUGUUCAUCUAGCAGCUGGCGCAGUGAUGCCCACUCUGUCUGGCAGCAGGUCUCCAGCAGAGGCCUCUAUCCCCCCCCCCCAUCACCUGCUUCCUGGUCCUUUUCAAACUGGAAAUGCCAGGGACUUGAACCUGGGAGUAUCCCUUCUUAAAAUGAACCCUUUUGCUGUUUUUCUUUUACAUCACAGUCUGCCACGUAUCCGCCUGCCAUCUUCUGCCCCAACCCAGUGCAUUCUGCUGAAAGAAGGAAUGGCUACAGCAGAACCAACUCAGGUAGGGGGGGAGAUCUUCAAAUAAUUUAUUUUAGUAGAGGCAAUUUCAAGAAGGUUUCUGAGCCAUCGUGCCCUUGGAGCAAGAAAGGUGGGCAUCUUAGGAGUUGGGAUUUGAGUACCAUGAAGGGGAACAUUGAUCAGUCCUCUGGGGCACAAUCUAGUUAGGUUGGUUGGUUGGUUGGUUUGAAUGCAGUAGUAGUUUCGUGUGCUUCUCAUUCAUUCAGAAAAUAUGUAGACGGGGGGGGUGGGAAGCCUUUGGCCCUUUAAAUCCCAUCAGCCCCAACCAGCAUGGUUAGAGUUGAUGAGAGUCCAACAACGUAUUGAGGACCAAAGUUCCCCCACUUCUGAAGUAUAGGGUUGUGGUCUUAGACAUGUUGCCAUAUGCAGAUGAUACCCAGCUCUACAUCUCUUUUAAAACAGAACCAGUGAAGGUCCUGUGUGAGUGUCUGGAGGUGGUUGGAGGAUGGAUGGCAGCUAACAGAUUAAGGUUGAAUCCUGACAAGACAGAAGUACUGUUUUGGGGGGACAAGGUAUGGGCAGGUAUGGAGGACUCCCUGGUCCUGAAUGGGCUAACUGUGCCCCUGAAGGACCAGGUGCACAGCCUGGGAGUCAUUUUGGACUCACAGCUGUCCAUGGAGGCACAGGUCAAUUCUGUAUCCAGGGCAGCUGUCUACCAGCUCCACCUGGUACGCAGACUGAGACCCUACCUGCCCCCAGACUGUCUUGCCGGAGUGGUGCAUGCUCUGGUUAUCUCCCGCUUGGACUACUGCAAUGCGCUCUACGUGGGGCUACCUUUGAAGGUGACCCGGAAACUACAACUAAUCCAGAAUGCAGCAGCUAGACUGGUGACUGGGAGUGGCCACCAAGACCAUAUAACACCAGUCCUGAAAGACCUACAUUGGCUCCCAGUACAUUUCCGAGCACAAUUAAAAGUGUUGGCGUUGACCUUUAAAGCCCAAACUCGGCCCUCCAGCUGUUUUAGGACUACAACUCCCACCAUCCCUAGCUAACAGGACAAGUAGUCAGGGAUGAUGGGAAUUGUAGUCCCAAAACAACUGAAGGGCCGAGUUUGGGGGUGCCUGCUCUAAACGGCCUCGUCCCCAGUAUACCUGAAGGAGCGUCUCCACCCCCAUCGUUCAGCCCGGACACUGAGGUCCAGCUCCGAGGACCUUCUGGCAGUUCCCUCACUGUGGGAUGUGAGGUUACAGGGAAUCAGGCAGAGGGCCUUCUCAGUGGUGGUGCCUGCCCUGUGGAACGCCCUCCCAUCAGAUGUCAAGGAAAUAAACAACUAUCUGACUUUUAGAAGACAUCUGAAGGCAGCCCUGUGUUGGGAAGUUUUUAAUGUUUGAUGUUUUAUUCUGUUCUUAAUCUGUUGGAAGCCACCCAGAGUGGCAGGGGAAACCCAGCCGGAUGGGCGGGGUAUAAAUAAUAAAUUAUUAUUAUUAUAUUUUUAGCAUCUUUUCAUGGCACAGGAGUUUAGGAUUUGUGUUAGUGUGGAACAGACAGAGGCCUGGGCACAGGAAGGCUACGCCCUGCAGCCAUCCUAGUGUGACUGUUGUUAAUACAGCAGGCAGUGAGCUUAGGAGCCUUGUUGUUUUAGGAGCUGGGCACACCUGAGGAGGAAGACGAAGAAGGGGAGAAAACAGUGCACCUGUCUCACCCUGAGCAAGCAUCCCCCACAAAUGAUACUCCAAUGGGGGAAGAAGAGGACUGUGCAGCAUCCCCAGGUAAAAAGCCCCAGUUACUUCUGUCUUUCUGUGAGCCACUGCAUCACCCUUGGCUUCGCUGCACUAGGACCUCCCUCAAACUCUUUAGUUCUGGGUUUCUCCCGGCCAUGACGGUCCUCUGAAGUAGCUCAAGUGCUCAGGACAGAUUGCCUGCACUUUGUCCCAUGUGGCAGUCAGAUGCAAAUCUAAGGGACACCAGAGAUUUGACAUCCUUUCUUGGAGAUAAAGAAAUGCACGCUAGGUAAUAUCAUUUUCAGUUGCUAUUUUUAAACUUCGGGGUUUGGCUUUGUUGUCGUUGUGUGUCAGCCUUUUGAAACAUGCACACAAUGACUGGAAGAGAAAGUUUUACUUUAGGACAAGGGUUCUCAAACUGUGGUCCGCAGGCUACCAGAGAUCUGUGAGUUUCACUCUGGUGGUCCGCGACGUGUCUGUGGUUUCUUGGUUGAAGAUGGGAGGUGGACAUCCACUCACUCUGGCUGGGGCUGAUGGGAACUGGAGUCUACUCAUAACCGGAGGACUACGGGUUCUCCAUCCCUGGGCAAACAGGAAGGAUUUAACAGGAGCUCUGGCAGAGAAAAGAUGUCAGGUAUAUAUAUUCCUUGAGGAAGUUGUUCUGCACAUGCAAGGACUUAGCUGAAUUCACGUGCAGCCUCUCAGAAAAGAAUUCUGGUAUUUACCUGACAGGAGAUUCUGUCUAUCUAAAACAGGAUCUCCAAGUUCUGCUGGGGGUGCCCAACCAGAAGGAGAAGAAACGGCCUGGGGUCUUUAUCUCCAGUACUCAGAGGAAGCCAGGAGCCCAAGAGAUAGCGAUGGUUCGGAUGGAGACCACAGCUGGGAACCUCAGGCAGUCCUUGUGAGCUCUCCUUGCCCAAUCCCAUCUUGCCCAGGUCAGGAGCUCAUGGAGCAAGCAAUGGGUUCCUGGAGGCUUUUGGGCUUUGUUUUGUUUUGCUUAUUUUGCAAUAUUUAUAUGCCGUUCGACUAGAAUAGUAUAAAAUAUUCAUUUUUAAAAAGAUAAAACAGACUUAAAUAACAGCACACAUAAUAAAACUACCCAGAUAGGAGUAAGAAUCAAGUGAUUCUGUGAAAACUGCACGUUUGGGUGGGCUUGCCAAAACAAGAGAGUUUGUAGCAGGCAUCCAAAACAAGGCCUUGCAUCUAACGCAGCGCUAAGUUACCUGCUCCAUCUGUGCAAGAUGCUGUUGGACUACAACUCCCAUCAUUCCUGAUUAUUAGACAUGCUCGCUGGGGCUGACGGGAGCUGUAGAGUCCAGCAAGAUCUGGAGGGACAUGGGUUUGCCAUGUCUGACUUCUAGAAUCAGGCCUUUGGAGUCCAUGCCAUUCUGGCCGCUGUGGUAAUGGGAGCCAUUUUGUGCUUUACAAUAUGAUAUGAUAAUCUUUAUUGUCAUUGUCCCAUACAGAACAACAAAAUUGAAAAUCUACAUCAGACAUUCAGAAACCAACAAGCCUGCUAUCCCAGCUACCCCAGCCUGGUUAGCCCCCUAAAAACUCUGAUACCCCAUAAUUAAAUACAAUAUACUCCCAUAGAGACUAUCUUACACUGCAUUUAAAACCAAAAUCACAUUUGAAUAGAAACUGUUUCUCAGGCAGCUAGUCCUAGUCUUUAUAACCCUGUACCUUCUUCCAGAAGGCAAAAGCUGAAAGAGAUCAUUUCCGGGGAGCGCACUAUCCUGCACUAUCUCUGCAGCUUUCUUAUGGCACCUGGAAGCAUAGAUUUGAUCCAAGGUAGGGAGAGUGCACCCAAUUAUUCUCUCCGCAGUCUUUACAACCUUGGACAACAUUGUUUUUUCCCUGACCGUGCAGCUCCCAAACCACACACAGAGACCAUAAGUUAAUACACGCUCAACAGUACAAUGGUAAAAUGCCAUCAACAGGUCCUUUGAGAGAUUAUUUUUUCCGGAGGAUCCUCCGGAAUCUGUGAAUGACACAUUCAUGUGGGUUUCUUUUCAGAGAGUGAAAACAAGGAAGAGUACCCAGAGACUGUGAGGUCUCGCAUGGCCUUGUCUGGAGCCUGUAGAAGGAGGGGGUCCUCUGGUGCUAAGAAGUGGGAGUCCCGCGAGAAGCGAGAUGAAAGCUUCCUCAGAGAGAGCUGGGCUUGCCCUCCUCCCUAUAUGGAGGUUCUUGGGGGCACUCGGGACUGUGCAACCCACCAGGGGCUCAGCAACCACCACAAGGAGCGUGGGAAGAUCCUUAAGGCCCGGCCCCCCAACCUCAUUAGCCGCCAGAGACUUCACGGGAGCAUGAAGCUCCACCGCUGUGCCGACUGCGGGAGAGGCUUUGGCCUCCUCUCGAACCUCAUCCGCCACCAGAGGACCCACGUUGGGGGGAAGCCCUACAAAUGCCCCGACUGCGGGAAAGAAUUUGGCCACAGCUCGGCCCUCAUCACUCACCGGCGCAUCCACACUGGGGAGAAGCCAUACGUGUGCAACGAAUGCGGGAAAAGCUUCAACGUGGUGUCGAACCUUCUGCGCCACCAGAGGAGCCACACGGGAGAGAAGCCGUACCAGUGCCCUGACUGCGGGCGCUGCUGCAGCCAGAGGUCUCACCUGGUCACUCACCUGCGCCUCCACACAGGGGAGAGGCCUUACCGGUGCCUGGAGUGUGGGAAAAGCUUCAACGUCAGCUCCGACCUUAUCAAACACCGGAGAAUCCACACGGGCGAGAAGCCUUAUGAGUGCCGCUACUGCGGGAAGCGCUUCAGCGGCAGCUCAAACCUCAUCACGCACCAGAGGCUCCACACGGGCGAGAAGCCCUACGUCUGCCCAGAGUGCGGCAGAAGCUUCCCCAUCAGCUCCAAGCUCAUCGCUCACCAGAGAAUCCACACAGUGGAGAAACCCUACGUCGGCGCCGACUGGGGGAAGAGUUUCCCCGAAAGGCCUCGCCUGGCCAGGCACCAGCAGAGCCCGUACCGCCGAGAGAAACGCUUCAAGUGUGGCGACUGUGGGAAGAGUUUCACCACCAGCUCCUACCUUAUCACACACCAGCGCACCCACACGGGGGAGACCCCUUACAUCUGCGGGGACUGUGGGAAAAGCUUCACCGUCAUCUCCAACCUUGCCAGACACCAGAGAAUCCACACGGGAGAGAAGCCCUACCAGUGCCCGGACUGCGGGAGGAGCUACAGCCAACGGGCCCACUUGACGACGCACCUCAGAGUCCACACGGGAGAGAAGCCUUACGUCUGCGCCGACUGCGGGAAGAGCUUCAACGUCAACUCGUCCCUCACUAAACACCGGAGAAUCCACACGGGCGAAAAGCCCUACAUGUGCCCUGACUGUGGGAAAACGUUCAGCCAGAGCUCCAACGUCAUCACGCAUCGAAAGCUCCACCAUGGAGAGAGCCUCCUCGGUGGCCCCACAAGGAUCCUUCAGAUCAAAUAG
Molecule: messenger RNA, 6635 nt
Organism: Podarcis lilfordi (Lilford's wall lizard)
Lineage: Eukaryota; Metazoa; Chordata; Lepidosauria; Squamata; Lacertidae
Source: the annotation of a GenBank genome assembly